This is a messenger RNA of Patiria miniata (bat star), 1331 nucleotides long. It is a transcript of the gene gpn3, whose product is annotated as GPN-loop GTPase 3-like. The record is from RefSeq and is a predicted model, not a curated record. Lineage: Eukaryota; Metazoa; Echinodermata; Asteroidea; Valvatida; Asterinidae. The transcript is spliced from 9 exons. Gene Ontology annotation, molecular function: GTPase activity. The coding region runs from base 143 to 994 and encodes 283 amino acids.
AAUUGCUCUCGAAUCCAAUAUGGCUGCGCCCAUGGCAUGCACGAUGUUGUACACCGUUUCCAUCACACACACAGGUCUUUGAACUUUUCAGAUUUGCACCUCACAUUUGGUACUUUGAUCAGUGCCUAUUAAAGAAAACAAGAUGCCACGCUAUGCACAGUUGGUUAUUGGCCCAGCUGGCAGUGGAAAGUCCACUUAUUGCAGCAACAUGCUGAGACACUGUGAGAACAUCCAUCGCGCAGCACACGUUGUCAAUCUCGACCCUGCCGCUGAAUAUUUUGACUAUGAGCCAGUUGCAGAUAUUAAGGAAUUGAUUGAAGUUGAUGAUGUGAUGGCUGAUGAGGAGUUGAGGUUUGGACCAAACGGUGGCCUGGUCUUCUGCAUGGAGUACUUUGGGCAAAAUUUUGAUUGGCUGAAGGAGCAGCUGGGAGACGUUGAGGAUGAUUACCUCAUUUUUGAUUGCCCAGGUCAAAUAGAGUUGUACACCCACAUCCCAGUCAUGAAGCAGUUGGUUGAAACCCUGCAGAGUUGGGACUUCAGAAUCUGUGCCUUGUUUCUGGUGGACUCCCAGUUCAUAGUCGACACAAGCAAGUUCUUCUCUGGUAUAAUGACGGCUCUUUCCACCAUGGUCAAUCUUGAAGUUCCUCACAUCAAUGUCAUGUCUAAGAUGGACUUACUUGGCAAGAAGGCGAAGACAGAUAUUGAGAAAUUUUUGGACCCAGAUCCACAACUUUUGCUGGCAGAAUCACAGCAUCUCUCGCCCAAGUUCCAGAAGUUGAACGCAGCCUUGGCAAACCUGAUUGAGGAUUACAGCUUGGUGCGUUUCAUCCCCCUGGACCCAACUGACGAGGAAUCAAUGAGCAACCUGCUGAUCAGCGUAGAUACCGCGUUGCAGUACGAUGAAGAUCAAGACGUGAGGAUACCAAGAGACGCUGAUGAAGACGAUGGGGAUGUAGAACUAGGUGGUGCUGGCUUUGGGGCUGGAGACGACUGAACACACAGUGACGAGAGAGCUAUGCAUAUUGAGAAUCAUGCAUAUUUUUCAAGUAGUUAAAUUCUUUCUGAGGAUUCUUCUAAAGUGCACAGGCUUUUUAGCUUGGAAGCUUGAAGAAACCUGCAGGGAAAAGAUGAUGAAAUGUUCCAGGAAAACCAUGGAAUCAGUUAGGGACUGUAAGCCCAAUCUAAGAGUUGUCCUGUGAAGGACUCGAACCUGCAUGGGUCACUGAGAUGGAAGGCGAGGAAAGUGCUGCUGCGCUAGCUAACCUGACUGUCUCUUCAUGAUAAUGUUGAUGAGGUUAAGUAAUUACAUCAACAUGGAAGCCCUGUUUCAG